AUGGCGUCGCUUCCGACGGAUUUGAACAUCAACAGCACGUUAGGCGCAGUACUCAUAGGCUUCGCGGUAGCUUGCUGUGUCUACGGAAUCCUUGUCACACAAGUUUUCAGAUAUUUCUCGAGAUAUCCCUUUGAUAGACCUGUCUACAAAGGGCUGGUUUUGCUCAUUUUACUCCUUGAAACUAUCGAUCAGACUUUUAUCGGGCACGUGGUGUAUUACUACACUAUCUCGAAUUUUGCGAAUGUGUUGGCCUUGGUUCGGGGAACUGUGACUUGGUCAUUCAUUCUGCAGCAGACUAUUGGGGCCAUCGUUGGAUGCAUAGUAAAAACAUCCUUCGCGUUGCGAGUGUGGAGAUUCAGUGAACGCAAUAAGUUUAUCACCGGCAUCAUCUUAUUAUUAACAUAUGGCCAGCUGGGCUUGGCCAUAACUUUCACCGUAAAAGCAUUUGAAUUGAGUGGAGUCUUCGAGGUUGUCCAUCUUCGUGCUCUGGGAUCUACCUCUCUGGGCGUUGGGGUUCUAACUGAUCUGGCCACUGCCAUGUCGCUAUGUUAUUUCCUGAACAAGCUGAGGACAGGAUAUCAUAAAUCGGAUUCAUUGGUCAAUAGUCUUGUCCUAUAUGCAAUCAAUACCGGCGCUUUGACUAGCGCCGUCAGCCUAUCGACGUUGAUUCUUUAUAACAUCAUGCCCACCAAUUUAGUUUUCGUCGCAUGUUUCUUCAUCCUGAGCAAACUUUACGCCAUAUCCUUCAUGGCAACGUUGAACACUCGACGUAUCGUGAGAGGGAAAGGGACUGAUAAGCAGGGAACAACCAGCAACAACACCAAUAUGUUCCAUCUUGGUACACGGAUGCCAAGUAUGGCCCCCAUAGACGCGGGUCAAUGGGACAAUAGUCCUGUCAGUCCGAAUUCAAAGGAUCUGGACAACGAAUUCCCAUUCAACUCUUAUCACUAUCCUCCAAAAGUUUCCUAUAAUGGUGUAGCUGUGUAA
Desarmillaria tabescens is the source of this 987-nucleotide messenger RNA. RefSeq lists its product as uncharacterized. NCBI's taxonomy places the organism in Eukaryota, Fungi, Basidiomycota, Agaricomycetes, Agaricales, Physalacriaceae. The transcript is spliced from 20 exons. The record is from RefSeq and is a predicted model, not a curated record. The coding region runs from base 1 to 987 and encodes 328 amino acids.